This is a messenger RNA of Colletotrichum phormii, 2181 nucleotides long. RefSeq names its product fungal-specific transcription factor domain-containing protein. Gene Ontology annotation, molecular function: zinc ion binding; sequence-specific DNA binding; DNA-binding transcription factor activity, RNA polymerase II-specific. Bases 43 to 2103 code for a protein of 686 amino acids. The transcript is spliced from 4 exons. The record is from RefSeq and is a predicted model, not a curated record. Gene Ontology annotation, biological process: DNA-templated transcription; positive regulation of transcription by RNA polymerase II. Lineage: Eukaryota; Fungi; Ascomycota; Sordariomycetes; Glomerellales; Glomerellaceae.
CGGGGUCUCCAGCGCAGCAAAUCUUGGUGUCAGACGGCGGGCAUGAUGUCCGAAACUCAAUACUCGGUAUCAUCGCCCCUGGUCACGCCUGUGAAUCCCCGGAAGAGGGGCAGGACCGCGUGUACGAGAUGCAAAAGUCGUAAGCAAAAGUGUGACGACCAAUUGCCCAUUUGCUCCAAUUGCCGUAAAUCAGGAGCACAGUGUGAUAAGGCAGAUGUCGCGGAUGAAGCUCCAUCAAUUGCGUACACACGGGCUCUAGAAGAGCGAGUAGCCUUCUUGGAGAGCAAGCUAGCUCAAGUCCCUACCCCAGAAGCAACUACAACUCCGAGGGAAACUGCAAGCAACUACUCGGUUCCGUCGGGUCGAGACAAAAAUGCCCUCAGUGACGUAGUAGCACACGUCUCACUGGGCAACUUCGAGGCGCCGGCCUACGUUGGACCCUCAUCAGGGCUCUCUUUGGCUUUAAACCUUGGCGAGAUGGUUCAGGCAACUGUCUGGAAUAAGAUGCUGCCAGACAUCCAGGAUGGCUACACGGGCAACCAAGCUAAUUGUAUCAAUCCCAGUCCGAGAUGCAUCACAGUGGAAGAUCUCCUGGCUCAUAGUGCCAAGGAGCCUCCGAGUGAUGAGCAGGGUUCUCAGAUGCUUAAGGCGUACACCUCUCAACUGCACUCCAAGUACCCCUUUCUUGAGCCUGAAGAAUUGUGGAAGUUGCAUAGCGAGAGACUUGUCCUGGCUGCCAAACCAACACAGACUCUUACAAGGGUUGAACGCUUUGGUAUCUUCAAGCUGUAUCUGGUGUACGCCAUGGGAGCAACUUUAGUGCAACUAACUCAAAGGGGGCCGGUGUUAUCUCCAGAGGCUCUCUACAUUACCGCUUUGCAGCACAUAUCAGCGGCCAGGGAGUCAAGGACAGUCCAAAACAUCGAGGCAAUGACGUUGCUAGUCAUGUUCCACCUUCGGUCAACAUCCAGCCAUGGCCUAUGGUACAUGAUUGGCCUAGCAAUGAGAACAUCAAUCGACCUAGGCUUGCACCGCGCGGCACACGAACAGAAUCUCGCCGGCCCUAUUGUCCAAAGGAGACGCAGGCUCUUCUGGUCUGUCUAUUCUCUCGAGAGAACCAUAGCAGUAUCUCUUGGUCGGCCUCUGAGCAUUGCGGAUAACCAGAUUGACGUUGAGCUCCCGAAUGCCAUCAUCAACGGAAGUCCAUCUGCCUCAAUCAUCGUGGGGAAUGAUAUAACACUAGCACUUGUUCUUUUCAAGCUUCGCAGGAUCGAGUCUAAGAUUCAUCACUCGGUAUAUCGCACGGACAAGACCUUGGACGCGCUCCGGCCAAAACUAGACCGGCUGCAUCAGCGACUCAAAUUCUGGCGGGACUCUUUAACGGACUGGAUUCCGGCAGGUCACCCAGAUUUGAACUAUGCACUGCUGCUCUACAACCGUGCGCUUCGUCUUUUGAUUCAGCCAUUUUUGCCUAUCUUACCGGCAACGGACCCGUUCUACGGACUGUGCAUGCGAGCCGCAGGUGAUAUAUGCCAAGCACACAAGAGAUUACAUCAGACGCUAGACUACGGCCACAGCUUCAUCGCAGUCCAGACAGUGUUCGUUGCGGGAGUCACACUCUUGUAUGGACUCUGGACACAGGGCAACGCACUUUGGUCGGUGGCUCUUUCGAACGAUAUUAGAGCUUGCUCCCUGGUGCUCUUCGUCAUGGGCGAGAGGGCCCCCUGGGUUCGCAAGUACCGAGACGCAUUUGAGGUGCUUGUCAAUGCAGCAAUGGAAAAGCUCCAAGAUAAUGAAGCUGGUCUUGCUGAGAUGGCCUCUGCGCAAAUGAGAGCUGGAAAGGCACCGUGUGUUGCAGAGAGUCUUGGAGGUCAGAAUCAUGAUAUCAGGGGGAAUGAGACCGGAACACAUCCGGCCGACAGUACCUCUGAUCAGUUCUUGAUGUCUGAAGAUGGUGGGAUAGCGGUUGGAGAGUUUGAGGGCGCCUGGCCGAUGGUGGCAGAGCUUGCUAAUUGGAUCGACCAGGACACGGAAGGUGGAAGUCCUGUUUGGAUGCCGAAUUUUGAGCUGUUACAGAGUCUUUCAGGCACUUGGAACGAGUAGUCUGUUUAAUUCGCAUCGUUCCGUUAGUGAUACGUUUCAAUACGGGGUUCAAUGAAAGAAGCAUCACUCUAAUUUCGU